AUGAAAUAAUCUGAAAUAAGAUAAAGAAGAGGAUCAUUUGAUUCAUAGCUACUCUCAUCUUUAUUACUUUCUAAUUUCAUAACAGGUGAUUAAAAGAACAAAUUAGAUGAUGAAAUUAUCAAUUAUUAAAUAGAUGAUGAGUUUGAAAUGAUAGAAAAAUGUAUUAUCUUUCAUAAAUUAGAACCAAAAAAUAUACCAAUACCUUUGUUUAAUAAUGAUUAAUUAUACAAAAUAUCUAAAAACUAAUUUUUGGGAGAAAAUUAAAAAUUAUAAUUGGCUGCCACCUUGAUAUAAUAAAGAGGUAUUCCCUAUUUAAAGUAAUUCUUAUAAAUUAUUUAGACGUAAAGCUAUAUGGAUGACAUUUAUUGAAAAAGGUGAUGCUAAAAUAUAUUUCUCUAAAAAACCUCCUUAUUUAGUUGAAGAUUAAAUCUAAAAAGAUGUUCCUAGAACUGGUUAUGAUGAUAAAAUGAAUAACAAAAAAUAUACUAAUCUCUUAUAUCGAAUUCUAUGUGCAUAUGCAAAUUAUAAUCCUUAAAUUGGUUAUACAUAAGGAAUGAAUAUCAUUUGUGGAAAGAUAAUUCUAUUAUUAAGUAUAGAUGGAAAUGAUAAAUAAUUGGAAGAAGAUGGAUUUGAAGUUUUAGAAAAUGAAGAAGAAAUGUUUUGGAUGUUUGUUCAUUUAAUGAAAUCAAUGGAAGAUUUAUUUAUUUAAGAUGUACCUGGUAUUAAAAGAAGAAUAUUAUAAUUAGAAUAAAUGCUUGAAAAUAGAUGUAAUGAAAUAAUUGUACAUUUAUAAUGUAACAAUAUUGUAUUCAUUUAUUUAUUUAUUUUAGGAAAACUUAUGCUAAUGUUUUAGUUAAUAUUAUUUUACUCUGUUAAUGCAAAAAUAAGAAAAAAAAUUUGCAAGAUUAAUAUUAGAAAUGUUCUUAUUAUAUGGAGAAGCAUUUAUUUAAAAUUUUAUUGUUGGAAUAUUAGAAUUUUAUUCAAUUAAAAUAACAAGGAUGAAUGAAUUAGAAAAAUUAAUGCCAUUUUUUAGAGAUACAAUGUUUUCAUCUUAUUAUUAAGAAUUGAAAAAAUUAAAAAAAUAGAAUUUAAUCAUCUAACAUUUUUAAAAGUAUCACUAUUUUGAUGAGAAACCAUAUUUUGGUAAUGUUUAACCCCAACCAAUUAUUUAAAUAAUUGAGAAAUAAGAGAAUAAAUUGAAUCCCAAAAAAAUAUUUAAACUACUACAUAAAAAUUGGUUUGGAAAGAUUCUUGGUUAAUGA
Messenger RNA from Paramecium pentaurelia, 1262 nucleotides. The record is from the annotation of a GenBank genome assembly. NCBI's taxonomy places the organism in Eukaryota, Ciliophora, Oligohymenophorea, Peniculida, Parameciidae.